This is a messenger RNA of Zophobas morio, 4130 nucleotides long. RefSeq names its product RNA polymerase II-associated protein 1-like. The transcript has 25 exons. The record is from RefSeq and is a predicted model, not a curated record. Bases 548 to 3919 code for a protein of 1123 amino acids. Gene Ontology annotation, biological process: transcription by RNA polymerase II. NCBI's taxonomy places the organism in Eukaryota, Metazoa, Arthropoda, Insecta, Coleoptera, Tenebrionidae.
GAAAAAUAGUAAUAGAAUAAAUAGAUUAAACGAUACUGAACAGGUUAAAAGAGUUAACUCUAAAAAUUUACAGAAUCUCAAUGGUCGACCUUGCCCAGUCCAGAGUCAAGAAGAUUUAUUAGAAGUGCAAAAACUUUUUAUCCAGUCUGGUCAAAGACCUUCUGCUUCUUUAAUUAAUAAAGUUCAGCGCGAAGAUAACCUUGAGGUUAAAACAAGAGAGGCAAAGCUUCUUAACACUAAGAGUAUAGACCGGGAAACUCAAAAAUUGAAUCACGAAGUUAGUUAUAUUAAAAAUUUGGAAGGCGUUCAAUCAACUACUGUACUUGGAAGUGUAUAUGAACACAUCUUUGACGAGCGUUUCUUUUCCUUGCCUUCGGAAAAAAUAAACUCGAACGGUGUUUCUUGCUUUAGUAAAAAAAACAUUUAUCCCGACGUCGUGGAUGACGAUGGACCAAAAAGUCUUUUUUUACAAAGGCGUUCUAGUAAAAGAGAUAGUCAACUUACAGUUUACGAGUGUGCUCCAUUUGGCAAUUCCCAAUUUGAAAGGAUGAGUCACGAAGAAAAACUUUUGGCUCGCUCUGAAGUUAUCUCGCAUAUAAAUCCUGAAACUGUAAAGUCGGUGGUUGCUUGCUCUGCCUUUAAUUUUCAAAGACUACGCAAUGCAAUCGGCGCGUGCAAGGAUUAUAUUGCUAACAGGGAAAUUUCAGAGAGGGUUCCCCAGAACGACGAAAAUGCGGUUUUAAGUUUUUCUGCUCCCGAAACGGCCAUGCCAGCUUCUCAAAAGCGACCUAUUCCAACUCUCGACGAAUUGCUGAACGAUCCAUCUCUUAAAGGUAUUCCUGUAGAGCACCAAAAAUUGCAGUGGAUGGUAGCGCCACCCGCUUCAGAUUCGAGGCCUAGAAAAAUAUUUUGGUGCGAGGAUGCUCGUUUCGACUUCAACGGCAACUCUCUUAGUACUACUUUAAAAGUUCCGGCAUCCCUCGGUCUUCACCAUCACAGCAUCGAACCGGAGAGAGCUGGCUAUACUCUACGAGAGUUAACUCAUCUUUGUAAGAGUUCGUCUUCCCCACAGCGACUUUGUGCUGCUGACAUCUUGAAACACAUUCUUUUAUUGGUUAAAUACGGCGCUUUCAAUACAGCUGAGGGCAGCUCCUUUCGUCCUUACGAGCUCGAAGAUUGCCACAUAAAAUCUCAGGGUCAGGAGAUCGUUUAUUACCUUCAAAAGGUUGCGAACUUUUCCUUGCUUUUACGCAUCCUCCUUGAUGAGUGUCAGAAUCAAGCCCUUCUCACUGUUGUGUUGGAAAUCUCCGUGCUCUGGAUUGAAUUAGUGAGCGUCGCCUCUCACACGCCACAAACACUCUCACAAACUGCUUCAGUCUACCGACCGCCUCCUGUUACCUACUACUCUGGCGACUUUAGCUUAUGGGGCGUCUCCCAUUACCGGUCCUACGAAGUUUUUCCCACGGCUUCUCCAGGGCCGGAUACUGUACAGGAAUUGUUUGAGACGGGAGCGCUUGUUCGGCUGAGGUAUCUGCUUGCCACCGCCUGUAGCGAGAAAAACACCGUUUCUGUCUUAAAACUUCUCAUUCUCUUUUCCCGGCACUCCAAAGAGGUGUCUUUGCAGAUUUUCGAAUGCCCCUAUUUGCUGGAAAGUUUAUUUGAAAACCGCUUUGUGGCGUCGGACGACUGCAACGAUGGCCACAUUCUUGCUCUUCGACUUUUUUCCAUAUGGUGCCAGUCCAGUCGCAAACUCGCUAAGAAGCUGCUUUGUUUUCCGGAGGUGUUGAGCUUUGCUACCCGUUUUGCAUUGCGUGGGAACUUGCAUGCCGAGAACGAUGCCUACUUGCGAGCCAGCAUUGAAGGGCUGCAUCUCUUCCGCAUACUGCUUGCAUACGGUUUCCAGCGGGAUCACUUCUUAAGUUGUUCUUCGCUGUUACGUGAACAACUUGAACGCCUUGUCCCUCUGCUCGCCACCACCGCGAUAGCCGCAGAUUUCCUUAUUUUAACAAGAGGCUCUUCUUUGCUGUGUAUACUGGAAUCCUUGCUGCACACUUCGCCGGCUGCUGAUUCUGUUCUGACUGCGGACUUUUUUCCACUGCUUCAAGAAUUGCUUCGUAGUGUAGAAUGGCUCUUUAGUUUACCAGUCGAAGCAGCCGUUUCCUGCGAGUUCAUUGACUUCGUUUCCACUCUCAUAAGAACGUUGACUUGUCUUUCCGUCAGCAACCGUCUAGUAUUAUGCUUUGUAUCUGAACUCUCCUUAUCCGUUCUGGUGAAGAGCACUUUGGUAAACUUGCACUCUACUGUACUAGCAAAGUCGUCCAGAAAGAGCACUAUCGUUCUUUCCGGAGACUUCAGCCAAUGUCCUGACGUCUUUUUGGAGUUGUCUUCGAGAGUGUUCUGUCAGUUCGAAGAGGAAUACAAGUUGUUAAACCAGAACGAAGCCGCCAGUACUUGCCUUAUUAACUUUUUACUAAGUUUUGUUCGUGCCAUGCGCGCUUCUGGCUCCGUCGAACCAGCACACUCCUUAUUUGUUCCCUUUAUGCUGAAGCAUCUUUCUCCGGGCUCCACGCUUCUGCCGCCUGCUCUUAUUUCUGGUCAUCAGCAAUUGACUAGAAUCAGAAAUCUUUUUGACUAUGAACUUCUCUGUCUUAUUCACACUCGCGCGGAGUGGCUUGAAGAGAAAGCACAUCGACGCUGUGUAUAUCGCCACGCUCUUUUUCUGCUAUCGCGGUUGCUUCCCGGGUUCGAGUGGGAAGCCGAGACACUUCUGACCACCAUCGUACUAUCGCCGGAGUAUCUGCUUAGUCUGGCGGAUUCUCCGAAAACCAACGGAGGCUUUUUAGAAGAACUUUCCCUUGAAGAGUUUACUGCCAUUUUUACAGACACUGAAAGGCUUCUUGAAUCCAAAAAUCGAGCUUUACACCGAAGCGAACAACUGACGAGCCUGUAUCUUCCCUCGCUUCCAUUUUCAGCACGAGGUCUACCUCUUCCACUAGAUUGGUUUUUCCGUCCUGUCGUUGAGUUGUACGAGACCUUUUCAGCUUUACAAAGCAGAGGCGAAAAGUUUUACAAAGUUCAUGAGGAACGCGUUGUUGCUCGGCUUAAGAGAGUUCUUACCUUCAUAUACACACUCGAACGCAUAACAAAAGGACUGGAAUCACCCUUUACACCAGGGACAAAGUUAACGAGGCUUAUGACAGUCUUUUUAAUGACGCCGGACAUUUUCCGCGAUGCUUCCAUUUAUAACACGACGAAAGAUCUCUUUGAGUUGUACGUUCACCAGCAAGGCGAAGUUGACUUGGUAUCCGCCCCGGGGGUGCUCUUUUACGAUUUAUACCGGGACUUUGUGCACCAGUAUUCAAGCGCAUCCUACGGAGACCUUCUUUUCCAGAAGUUUCUUCUGCUUGGGCAGCAGCAAAGCCUUAAAUACAAAAAAAUGAGGUCUCUAUUGUGGUCCGAAUGUUAUGAAGUGCUAAACACCAUUUCCUGUUCAAUCGAGGAGUGGCCUCUUCCUAUAGACGAAUAUUACUUAUAUCCUUUGGAGCUCGACCACCAGCAAGUUUACUUGUACUACUGCGCAUUGAGUGGUGGGCUUGUGGAUAAGCGCAAGGCGCCUAUUCUCUACUGGAUAGCGGUGCACCACGUGUCCAACUUCAUAUUUGAAUACGAUGUAUGUCUUACCGCACAAACGCUUGAUGAAGAGGAGCGCAGGAAGCGCGUAGAGCUGCACAGGGUCACGGCCGCAAAAAUUAUAAUGUUAUUGAUUAAGAGGCCUAAGGGCCAGGCCAAUCAGAGCCUCGCUAACGACGUUUUUUCAUAUAUAUACGCUAAGGGAAGAUUUCCCCCCCCUCCGCUGCUGCCUGUACUUCCGCAAAGACGGAAAAUUAUCCACUAUUUUAUGGAACAAAGCGAGCAAUAGAAUGAAAAUAUGUUCACUUUUAUUGUGACGCUCUUCUUUACUUUUUGAAGGUCGCAUUCAGUAGAUUAAGUGCUGCAUAUCGUCUUUGAUGGUUUUAAAAAUCUUCUUAAAUUCAAAACCGUCGCCCUUUGGUGAAAUGCAAAUAUCAGCAACAAUAAAGUGAUUUUAAAGAAAGAUUAAAACUUUAAGGCGUUUAAAGUGGAUGACGUGG